UGUUUGUAUUCGUCAGUCCGUCGCGUCGAGUGCAAGUCCGGGUUGUCAUCCUACUUCCUACUCUCUGUAUGUCACCAAACUUUUCAACUUUCUCUUCGCACCCACCUGUUGCCUACGUAGUUUUGAAACUCAAGUAUUUUGUUUGAAGUGAUCUUGAUAAUUUCAGCUAUGAGUGCAAGCGGUAACGAUAUAACAAUGAUUCCGAAGAUAAGUGACUACAUGGCCGGGAGCUCCGUCUUGGUCACCGGUGUCACAGGGUUUGUUGGACUCGCUUUGGUUGAGAAACUCAUCAGAUGUGUUCCUGACCUAGCAAAUAUAUAUGUUCUCAUUCGACCCAAGAGAGGAAAAAGCAAGGAAGAACGUUACCAAGAGAUAAUGUCAAACAAACUUUUUGAAACAAUCAAACAGUCCGACCACAGUUCAUCCCUGAGGAAAGUAGUUCCAAUCGAAGGCAGCAUCGAUGAAAAUGAAUUAGGCCUUUGUGAACAAGAUCUGCAAACAGUAAUUUCAAGUGUUAAUUAUGUUUUUCACUGUGCUGCCACUUUGGAUUUUGAAGCAAGCCUUAAAACCACAAUGGAAAUCAACGUACUGGGUACACGCCAAGUUGUGGAUAUGUGCAAGAGGAUGAGAAACCUCAAGUGCCUAGUGCAGGUGUCAAGUGCGUAUGCCAAUGCCAAUCUGCUGCACACUGAAGAAAUCUUGUAUCCUCCUCCUGAUAACGUUGAGAAGAUCAUUGAAAUGGUACAGACACUCUCAAACACAGAGCUUGAAGAAAUUACUCCGAAAGUUCUCAAAAAACAUCCAAACACUUACACGUUCACAAAAGCUUUAGCAGAACAUGAAGUUGCCAAGGAGUUUAGCAAUUUCCCUUCAUGUAUUGUCCGGCCUAGUAUGAUUGUCGGAACAUGGAAGGAUCCUGUACCUGGGUGGACCAACAGCAAGAACGGUCCUACAGGUUUCUUCCAAGGUGCAGCCACUGGGGUUGUCCGUAGGUUACCGGUUGCCAAACAUCUAGUCUACGACUACAUCCCUGUUGAUAUUGUGAUAAACGCAAUGAUCUCCGGAGCUGUUUACACUGCCAGCCAAUGGGAAAGUUUGGACAAGACUCCAAUAUUCCAUGUGACCAGCAGCACGUACAAGCCGUUCCGAUGGGCCAUGGUGGAAGACAAGAUGUCUGUUCUGCUUCAAAAGUACCCCCUAAAACAGGCUGUGUGGUACCCCUACCUAAAACUUGUGCCUUCCCUCAACUUGUACUAUAUCUCAGCUUUCAUCUUUCACCUGAUACCAGCCUACUUCUUCGACACACUCGCCAAAUUCACCGGCCAACGCCCAAAGUUGGUGAGGCUGCACACUGCCAUUGGUCAGUCUCUUGACAGACUAGCUCCGUUUAUCUUCACCGAGUGGAUGUUUGAGAAUACCAAUCUUCUGCGGCUGCACAAGGCCCUACACACAGCAGACAAUCAACUAUUCACUCUAGAUAUAGGACCUCUUGACUGGGAAGCAUUCUUCGAAGACAUGGCCAAAGGUGUUCGUCGCUACCUCUGCAAAGAAGAAGACUCCACUCUACCAAGUGCAAGGAAAAAGGCACAAUGGCUCAAGCUGUUCAACUUCCUGCUUCAAGUUGUUUUGUUUUAUCUGCUGUUGAUCACGGUCAGAUCUUUUGGUAACUUGUCCUACUCUUCAGCUUUUGCUAUAAUGCCAAUCUUUGGCGCAAUCUACUUUUACUUGUAAAUUCAGCAGAUUUGGUGAUGGUGUAUCAGUAUUUAUGGAUGCUCUCUUGCAAAAACUCUUGAGAAAAGUAUUAAUUCGAAUAUACUUAGAAAACAUCCAUGUUGUAAUAUGUAGUUUUCAUUUUGUUCGGUUUAGAUUUGACUGUUAAUCUAUUUAACAUUGAUUUUUAUAGUGGAGUAUUAAGUAUUAUUAAACUUUGGAAGACUUCUCUGUAUGUAGAACGUUGUUGAAUCUUUAUGCAAAAGUAUUACUUACGGUAGUAUAAAAUGUUUAUUAAUGUAUAAUUUUACUAUUUGAUUUUCAUAUACUGUUCCAAACUACCAACCAAGUAUACAGUAACCAAAAUAGUAACUUUUUAAAUAAUGUCAAUGCGAUUUUAAGCUGUCGUUAAUAAACAUGGCAUACAUUUUGUUUUUGCAUUAAAUUAUUGAUAUUACUUACUUCUAGUAUUUUCUCAGGUCAUGUACCAAAAGUUUUUUUUAGGUUUAAAUAUAUUGGUCUCAAAAUUUAUCUCACCCAAAAAAUAACUUUCAGCAUUCAUCAGAGUAUUCAUACAAAUUGCUUGGAUGUAAUUUAUUUUGAUUUAAUUAAUUGCAUUGUCUAAAUUAAAUUACAGCAACUCAAAAAAUUAUUUCAUCCAAACAGCUACAUUUUUUUAUCUUAACAGCCACAAAAGAUGUGUACUUAAAACUUAACAAAAUGUUUGAAUAUAAUGCUUUUAACAAGAUUUAGUAGUAAGACUGAUGGACCAUUUUGUGGUACCCAACAACUUAAACUUGUUUGUAUUUAUUCAAAACAUUGUAUGCAUCUUGAGAGAUCGUUCAUACUAAGUAGUCUCAAUAACUUGUUAUGUUUGUUUGUUUUUUGUUUUUUUUUUUUCAUGAGUACAAAUCAUUCCACUAUGUUUGUCCUUAGCACUUGUUCAUGAUUCAAAUAAUCCUAUUAAGACAUUAAGAAGUCCAUACUUUUUAAUGUUAAUAGUUUCAUUCCAUUACAUUACACAAAUAUUGUAGUUUGUAGGAUUAUAUUAUUUGUUGUUUAUUUGAUUCAAGUACAAUUGUUUUAGUUUACUUAUUUUUGUUAUGACUAUUGUCAAUAUUUAACCAUUUGUUUGUAUAUCAAUUUAAAUACCAUAUAUUGUGCUUAAUAGACAA
Messenger RNA from Macrosteles quadrilineatus (aster leafhopper), 2885 nucleotides. RefSeq names its product putative fatty acyl-CoA reductase CG8306. The coding region runs from base 169 to 1731 and encodes 520 amino acids. NCBI's taxonomy places the organism in Eukaryota, Metazoa, Arthropoda, Insecta, Hemiptera, Cicadellidae. The record is from RefSeq and is a predicted model, not a curated record. Gene Ontology annotation, cellular component: peroxisome. The transcript has 9 exons. Gene Ontology annotation, biological process: long-chain fatty-acyl-CoA metabolic process. Gene Ontology annotation, molecular function: alcohol-forming very long-chain fatty acyl-CoA reductase (NADP+) activity.